Canariomyces notabilis is the source of this 1359-nucleotide messenger RNA. RefSeq lists its product as uncharacterized. The transcript is spliced from 4 exons. Gene Ontology annotation, cellular component: membrane. NCBI's taxonomy places the organism in Eukaryota, Fungi, Ascomycota, Sordariomycetes, Sordariales, Chaetomiaceae. The record is from RefSeq and is a predicted model, not a curated record. Bases 188 to 1198 code for a protein of 336 amino acids.
ACCACACUUACACCCCACCGUCCACCAUUCUGUUGAAAAGUGUACAUACCCCUUAUUCAGUUGAAGGCAAUCUCAAAACUGACCCCGUCUACUACUCUUCAAUCUCCUCGCAUCUCGGAGUCUUUCCUACCCCCAACUGACACUGAUAUCGUCCAUCAACCAUAAGCUCACUUCAGUGGUUCUCGAGAUGGCUAGCCCCGGAGAGCCUGUGCUGUGGAGUCUUUAUGUCUACAUUCCCAACAGAGAAGCACCAAUCUUCUUCACAGUCGCAUAUGGUCUCUCGGCUGUCUUCCACAUCUGGCAGUGCUAUCACAACAAAGCAUGGCGUUUGGUCUGGUUACAUCCGGCCUGCGCUGUCCUGUUCACAUUGGGAUAUGCGCUCAGGGAAUAUUCGGCCAUGGACAACUACCUGUAUAGCACGACUGACAAGAUGCCGCUGAUUGUCUUCAUCCUGAGUCAAGUUUUUAUCUACGUCUGCCCCCCACUCCUAGAACUAGCCAACUAUCACGUCCUCGCACGCGUGUUCUACUACGUCCCCUACUACGCUCCCAUCGCUCCAGGCCGCGUUCUCGGAAUCUUUGGUGGCCUGAUGGCCGUCGUCGAAGCUCUCAACGCUAUAGGGGUAGCCCUGACCGCGAAUACGUCCUCGUCCGCCCAGACACAGUCGCUUGGAAAGAACUUGACCGUUGCCGCCAUCUCGAUACAGGUAGCCGUCAUUGUUGUGUUCGUCAUAGCCGCGAGCGCAUUCCACUGGCGGUACUCAAAGGCUGGGUUCAACGCCAAGGAGGUCAGCACGGUUCUGUACACGCUGUACGCGAGCAUGGCGCUGAUCUUUGCGCGCUGCGUGUUUCGACUUGUUGAGCACUCCGGCAAUACUCAUGUGGAUCUCAAUGACAUGGAGGUGCUCAGGAAACUUAGUCCGCUCCUGCGGUAUGAGUCGUUUUUCUACGUCUUUGAGGCAACACUUAUGCUGCUCAACUCUUGGCUGUGGAAUAUCUGGCAUCCGGGCCGCUCGCUCCCGAGGGAUUACCAUGUCUAUCUGGCGCAGGAUGGAACGGAGGUGAUUGGGGAGAGACACGGGGAUGACCGCCCGCUGUUGGCUAAGACGGCACAUGUUCUGACGUUUGGCAUCUUGUUUCGCGACAAAAAGGAGUUGGGGGCGUCUGGCCAUAGGAUGGAGGAUUUGCGUCAGCGAUAGGAUGCCAAGUCCCUAACUUCAGGUUAGAAUGGGGCAGCUGUUUGAAGACGCAACGGUUGGGUUUGACACUUUCAUACAGGAUAGUUGUUUGUAAUACUAAAUGAGACACGGCGCAAAUGUGCUGGAAUGUCUGGGUUAGUUUGAUUCAUGGUCGAGGGAGG